CCUUUCUCCGGCGUCCCUCAAUUCCCAAUGGAGCUUUUCUCAUUCUAGGGUUUGGUUUCUUCGAUCGCACCUUCGCAGAGAUAUCGCGCCAGUCGACUUCGUCUGCUUUCACUAAAUCGAAGACCCUCGACAAUAAAUAUAUUUUGAGCAGAUGCUGGGAGAUGAGAUUGGGAAAGGAGCUUAUGGUCGAGUUUACAAAGGUUUGGACCUGGAGAAUGGAGAUUUUGUUGCAAUUAAAAAAAAGAACAAAUAUUACAACCUAAACUCCAAGCUUAAUUUUCAAAACCAAACCCAACUCGAUUAAUCGGAACCGGGUUAGAUUAUCGGGUCGAGCUACGUCUUAUACCAAAACCCUUCAACUUGAUCCUCAUAAACCCUUGUUCUUCACAAUCAAGACCUACUUGAACAAAACUGAACCGAACGCAAGCAAUAUUUUUGACAUUCGGAUUAAACAUUGCUUAGAAAUGCUUGUAGCUCGAAAUCUCUCCCCUUCAAAGCUUAAGCCACUCUUUUACUUAUCUCUCUUUUCUCACUGCAAAAACCAUUCCCACUCAAAUCUAUCGUCAAUCUUAAUACCAUACUCAAAACCCUAUCUUCAAAACUUUCCAAAAAUUUUGCCCCAACCAUCAAUUAAUUUAUUUAGGUCUUUCUCUUCGCAAGAUUUGCCCCUCUCUCGUGACGGUAAUUAUGAUGAAUGCACUUCUCAAUCUCUUCAUGUUUGCCCUGGUUGUGGGGUUUAUAUGCAAGAUUCAAACCCGAAACACCCUGGUUAUUUUAUCAAACCCUCUGAGAAGGACCUUAAUUAUAGAUUGUAUACUCAUCUUGAACCUGUUGCACAAGAGCCUGAAUUCUCCAAUUCUGUUAAAAGGGGUUUUGUAAUUGAACCCGAAAAGCUUAAUUGUGAUGAUGCGAACUUGUUCAUGAAACCAGACAAGCCUGUUGUGUGUGCACGCUGCCAUUCGUUGAGGCAUUAUGGGAAGGUGAAGGAUCCAACGGUGGAAAACUUGUUGCCAGAUUUUGACUUUGAUCACACGGUGGGAAGGAAGUUGGCAUCAACAACUGGGACACGUUCAGUGGUGCUUAUGGUUGUGGAUGCUGUGGAUUUUGAAGGGUCAUUUCCUAGGAAGGUUGCAAAGUUGGUUUCUAAGACAAUUGAGGAUAAUUAUGCUGCAUGGAAGCAGGGAAAGUCAGGGAAUGUGCCUAGGGUAGUGCUUGUGGUGACUAAGAUUGACUUGUUGCCUAGUUCAUUGUCACCAACAGGAUUGGAACAUUGGAUUAGGCAAAGAGCAAGAGAGGGUGGAGUUAAUAAGAUUACUAGUUUGCACAUGGUGAGUGCACUUAGGGAUUGGGGACUUAAGAAUCUUGUGGAUAAUAUAAUCGAAUUGGCUGGACCUAGAGGGAAUGUGUGGGCUAUUGGGGCACAGAAUGCAGGAAAAAGUACAUUAAUUAAUUCUAUUGGAAAGUAUGUUGGAGGGAAGAUUACACAUUUGACAGAAGCACCUGUCCCAGGGACUACAUUGGGCAUUGUUAGAGUGGAGGGUGUUCUUCCAAGUCAUGCAAAACUAUUUGAUACACCUGGCCUUCUUCAUCCUUACCAGAUUACAACAAGGUUGAUGAGGGAAGAGCAAAAGCUUGUUUACAUUAGCAAGGAGUUGAAACCUAGAACGUACAGAAUUAAGGCUGGUCAUUCGAUUCACAUAGCUGGUCUGAUGAGGUUGGAUAUAGAAGAAACAUCCGUGGAUACUAUUUAUGUCACGGUGUGGGCAUCUCCUUAUCUUCCCCUGCAUAUGGGUAAAGUGGAAAAUGCAUGUAAAAUGUUUCAAGACCAUUUUGGGCGCCAGUUGCAGCCACCUAUUGGGGAGAAACGAGUUCAAGAACUGGGGAAUUGGGUGAGAAAGGAAUUCCGUGUUAGAGGGAACAGUUGGGACUCAAGCUCUGUAGACAUAGCUGCUGCUGGCCUUGGUUGGUUUGCCAUUGGACUUAAAGGAGACGCCGUGUUAGGAGUUUGGAUUUACGAAGGAGUUGAUGUUGUUCUUCGCAAUUCUUUAAUACCCUACAGAUCACAUACUUUUGAAGUUGCAGGAUUUACAGUAUCCAAGAUUGUCUCCCAGUCUGACCAAGCUUUAAAUAAGACACACAAACGAAAUGAUAAAAAGGUGAAGGGGAUUGACUCAAAAGUGCCAUCCAGUUUGGUUGAAUCAUGACUAUUGACUUCUGAUGGAGGCAUCUAAAAAUGGGUCAGUUUGAGAGAAAGAAAGAAAAAAUUAAUUGCCUUCUAGUUUCUAUACAAUACAAGAUAUGGAUCAAGAAUGCUAACUAAACAGGAUAUUUCUAGCUUGUCAAUAUCUCAAGUUCAAGCAAGGGGAAUGGUGAGUUGAGUUGAGUUUCUUGACAAUACAAGAAAUGGAUCAAGAAUGCUAACUAAACAGGAUAUUUCUAGCUUGUCAAUAUCUCAAGUUCAAGCAAGGGGAAUGGUGUAUAAUGGUGAUGAUCAAAUGUGGCAUUUGCAGUAAUAUCUUAUCCAAAAUCCAACCUAAAUUUAGCCAUCUGGCUAUGUCAUGUUCCUUGUUAUUUCAAAGAAAUGUCUUAAUUAUUUCAAUUGAAAAGUUAUAUGUUGCAUUUUCUACUUUGUAUUAUUUCAGAACAGAAUUACCCCUCAGUUUUCGGGUCCUUGUGAGUUACUUGAACUAGUUUA
Gastrolobium bilobum is the source of this 2695-nucleotide messenger RNA. Its product is annotated as GTP-binding protein BRASSINAZOLE INSENSITIVE PALE GREEN 2, chloroplastic-like. Lineage: Eukaryota; Viridiplantae; Streptophyta; Magnoliopsida; Fabales; Fabaceae. The coding region runs from base 465 to 2204 and encodes 579 amino acids. The record is from RefSeq and is a predicted model, not a curated record. The transcript is spliced from 4 exons. Gene Ontology annotation, cellular component: mitochondrion. Gene Ontology annotation, molecular function: GTP binding.